AUGGCCGCCUUAUCAGCAGUUCCUUCCAUGGAAGACCUAAAGGUCAAGUUCCAAGAAAGCUCUCUUAUCUUCCCAUACAAAGAAACACCGAAAAAAUCGAUUUUCUUGUCCAACAUCGAUCAAAUCUUGAACUACGAUAUCCCGACUGCCCAUUUCUUCAAGGCAAACCCAGCUUUCCCGCCAGAAAUAGUGGCCAAAAGGUUCAAAUUUGCAUUGGAGAAGGUGUUGGUUCCGUAUGAUUUUAUGGCGGGAAGACUAAAACUAAACCGGGAAUUGGGCCGGCUGGAGAUAGACUGCAACGCGGCGGGGGCUGGAUUUGUGGUGGCUAAGUCCGAUGUUUCUCUUGAUGAGAUUGGUGAGAACCUCGUUUAUCCGAACCUCGGAUAUCGACAGCUGGCUGUCCAGAGAUUGGAUAGCUUGCCACCUGAAGUUGACCAGCCACUCUGUGUUUUUCAGGUAGAUUUUUAUAUGCAUAUGUUUCUCUCCCUCUAG
This is a messenger RNA of Erythranthe guttata (spotted monkey flower), 492 nucleotides long. Lineage: Eukaryota; Viridiplantae; Streptophyta; Magnoliopsida; Lamiales; Phrymaceae. The record is from RefSeq and is a predicted model, not a curated record.